Messenger RNA from Balaenoptera ricei (Rice's whale), 1862 nucleotides. RefSeq names its product ST8 alpha-N-acetyl-neuraminide alpha-2,8-sialyltransferase 6 (gene ST8SIA6). The record is from RefSeq and is a predicted model, not a curated record. Gene Ontology annotation, biological process: N-glycan processing; oligosaccharide metabolic process. NCBI's taxonomy places the organism in Eukaryota, Metazoa, Chordata, Mammalia, Artiodactyla, Balaenopteridae. Gene Ontology annotation, molecular function: alpha-N-acetylneuraminate alpha-2,8-sialyltransferase activity. The coding region runs from base 1 to 1197 and encodes 398 amino acids. The transcript has 8 exons.
AUGCGGCCGGGAGGCGCGCUGCUCGCCCUGCUCGCCAGCCUCCUGCUGCUGCUGCUGCUGCGCCUGCUCUGGUGCUCGACCGACGCGCCCGCCCGCCCCAGGUUCUUGGUGGAGGAAAGCAGGGCGGCCAUCCACGGCACCCGCGCCGCGCCGAGGACGCCCGGGAGCCCGCCGACCCGGCCCCCGCGCACCACGAACAGCACAUAUCUGAACGAGAAGUUCCUCCCGCCGACAGAGAGAUGCCAAAAUCUGCAAGCCGGCUUGGAGACUUUAUCUAACAAAACGAGAAAGUAUUCAGAGGAUGACUAUCUUCAGAUUAUCACAAAUAUCCAGAGCUGUCCAUGGAAGCGACAAGCAGAAGAACAUGAAAAGUUUAGAGUGAAACUUGCUUCGUGUUGUGAUGCCGUUCAAAACUUCAUUGUUUCUCAAAAUAACACUCCCGUCGGGACUAACAUGAGUUACGAGGUGGAAAGUAAAAGCGAAAUCCAAAUCAGAGAGAACAUUUUUGAUAUGUUGCCAGUGUCUCAGCCUUUUGUGGGGUACCCCUACAAUCAGUGUGCGGUGGUUGGAAAUGGGGGGAUUCUGCAUCAGUCUCUCUGCGGAGCCGAAAUCGAUAAAUCCGACUUUGUUUUUAGGUGUAACCUCCCUCCAACCACAGGAAAUGUUACCAGUGAUGUUGGCACUAAAACCAACCUGGUGACGCUAAAUCCCAGUAUCAUAAGACUAAGAUAUGGGAACUUAAAGGAAAAGAAAGCAAUAUUUCUGGAGGACGUUGCAACCUAUGGAGAUGCAUUCGUCCUUCUGCCAGCAUUUUCCUUCAGGGCCAACACUGCGGCCUCUUUUAAGGUGUACUACACACUGAAGGAGUCUAAAGCAAGACAAAGAGUUUUAUUUUUCCAUCCCAAGUACCUGAAAAACCUUGCCCUCUUCUGGAGGACUAAAGGUGUGACCGAGUAUCGCCUGUCCUCCGGCUUGAUGAUCACAAGUGUGGCAGUUGAACUGUGCGAGAACGUGAAACUCUAUGGAUUCUGGCCCUUCUCUAAAACUGGAGAGAACACACCUGUCAGCCAUCACUACUACGAUAACAAGUUACCUAAGCGUGGUUUCCAUGAGAUGCCCAAGGAGUAUAGACAAAUUCUCCAGCUUCACGUGAAAGGAAUCCUCAGAUUACAAUUUAGCAAAUGUGAAAUAGCCUAAACCAGAUGUCUUUAAGCGGGAAUCAUGUUCACACAAUGCAGUAGGUGAGUGUCAAUGUUCCAAACACCGAAAGAGGGGGUUGUAGGGUGUCGUAGGAAGAGUCCCGAAAUUUGGUUGGAUCAAAGCUCUGGCACUAGGUUUGCAGUCUCAGCAACUCAUUUCAUUGUUCUGAUCUUCAGUUCUCUUCCUGUAAAAUGGGGACCAUGAUGUCUAACUCAUAUUAGGAGAAUCUGAUAAUCUGUGAAAACUUUCCGCAAGUAUUUAGCAUGAGGUAGGGACUCCAUGAAUAUCUCCUCGUUGAUAUUUUUAACAGCCGUUUUCACCUUCACCAGACAUAAUAAAAAGGCAGGCUGUCUUGAAGACUCUUUCUGAAGAGAACAGCUGAACUGCCAGUGUCCACUGGAAUUCUUUCUCUGGCAGGAGCCUCUAUUAUCCGUAAUAUCGUUCCCACCUUUCUUCCUGUCUUAAAGAGGGCAUAUAAGAAAACUGUGUAAUUAAACAAGAAACCCGUGGUUAUGCAGGAAUGAACACCUUACGCCUCUAAUUACAUUCACUUGUGUCUCGAGCUGUGCUGAUGUCGUGGUUGGAUUUAGGCCAAUCCUUUUCCUCCUUUAUCUACAUUUAAAAAUCACUCUUUAAUAUAUAUAUUAACUUCCUAUCUCACU